Molecule: messenger RNA, 1601 nt
Organism: Carica papaya (papaya)
Lineage: Eukaryota; Viridiplantae; Streptophyta; Magnoliopsida; Brassicales; Caricaceae
Gene: GCL2
Product: GCR2-like 2
Biological process (GO): peptide modification; carbohydrate metabolic process
Cellular component (GO): plasma membrane
Source: RefSeq, a predicted model, not a curated record
UGUAGGCGAAAUGCGUUGUACGUGGAGGGAGCUCCUGCUGUUUCCAUGACAGCUCUGCAACUAACUGAGCAUCUCUUCCAGCUGAAGUCAACCCAUUCCGCCAUUUUUCCUCAAUUCUCAUAGAUAGAUAGAACUCUCUCCCUCUUUCUGUCUCUACCCAAAGAAGCUGUGUUAAUUUACGGAGAAGGUAAAGGAGAAAUGGGGGACCGGUUCAUCCCUAACGUAAUGCCGGACUACAUAGCAGAGACAUCAACCGCAAGAGUAACCACGGGAGAAGAAGAUUCCCUCAUGAAUCUUCUUUCCAUGCCCUACCCUUCCCUCUCUCAACUCCUUAAACGCACCGCUUUAGACCUUAAAGAAACAAUAGUCAUGGAGAUAUGGGGCUUAACGGGGCAGCAAGUGGAAGACUUCACUCUUUAUGCUGGCACACUUGGUAUAAGUUUCUUGCUUUUCAAAGCUUAUCGUGUUACUAAAAAUGAGAAUGAUCUAUCUCUUUGCUUGGAGAUCGUCAAGGCUUGUGAUUCUGCGUCUCUCCCUUCUCGGGAUGUAACUUUUCUAUGUGGUCGGGCGGGCGUUUGUGCUCUUGGAGCUGUAGUGGCAAAGCAUGCUGGAGAUCAACAGUUGCUUGACUAUUACUUGACCCAAUUCAAAAAGAUUAAGCUGUCUAGGGGUCUACCUGAUGAAUUAUUAUAUGGAAGAGCUGGAUUUUUAUGGGCUUGCUUGUUCUUGAACAAACACAUUGGGGAAGGGACUAUUCCUUCUACAACCACUCGGCAAGUUGUUGAUGAUAUUAUUAGCAAUGGAAGGGCAUUGGGGAAGAAAGGCAAAUGCCCACUUAUGUUUGAAUGGUAUGGAGAGAAGUAUUUGGGUGCUGCCCAUGGCUUGGCAGGUAUUAUGCAUGUUUUGAUGGACAUGGACCUAAAGCCUGAUGAGGCUCAGGAUGUUAAAGGCACCCUUAAGUACAUGAUCAAGAACCGGUUUCCAGGCGGGAACUAUCCCGUUAGUGAAGAAGAUAGAAAAAGGGAUGCUCUUGUUCAUUGGUGUCAUGGAGCUCCUGGGAUUGUGCUUACACUUGCCAAGGCAGCUAAGGUUUUUGGAGAUAAGGAAUUUCUUGAAGCAGUAACGGAAUCAGCAGAGGUGGUGUGGAACCGUGGUUUGCUCAAGAGGGUUGGAAUUUGCCAUGGUAUUAGUGGAAACACAUAUGUGUUUCUCACACUCUACAGAUUAACAGACAACACGGAGUAUUUAUACAGGGCGAAGGCAUUUGCUUGCUUUCUACUUGAUCAAGCUCAUAAGCUUAUAUCGAAGGGAGAGAUGCAUGGAGGUGAUCGCCCUUAUUCUCUUUUUGAAGGGAUGGGAGGUUUGGCAUAUCUUUUCUUGGACAUGAUCGAACCUUCUGAAGCUCGGUUCCCAGCAUAUGAGCUCUGAUGCUUUGGAGUAUGCAUGUUUGGAAGUCAUAUUGCCUACUGUAAUUCACUUGUAUACGUGUAUGUGAAAAUAAUCAAUAGGAUUUUUCUUCUCUGUGUGAAAAGUAAUUAUGUUGUAAUUGUACCUUAUGUUUUUUUGACAUCUUCUUGAUCUCUAGAGAUUCAUUAAACUUC